AUGUCUCCGGUCACCUGCUGCUCCACUGGCCCCACCCUGGGCGGUCUGUGCCCCACACCAGUGGCACCGUCCGUCACGCUCUGCUCCGGCGACGUGAGCUGCGGAGAUGCCCUCUGCCUGCCCAGCGCCUGCCAGGGGGGCUCCUGGCUCCUGGACAACUGCCAGGAGACCUGCCACGAGCCGUCCGGCUGCGGCCCGGUGAGCUGCGGGCCCGGCCCCUGCGUCGUCUCGUCUGGCCGCCCCUUCGCGUGCUACGUCUCUGGACCCGGCCUGGCCGUGAGCUGCCUCCCCCUGACCACCUACGGGUCCGGUCCUUGCGCCCCAGUCUGCGGUCAGCCGGUCGGUUACGUGGCCAGCGCCGGCCAGUUCCCCAGCUUUGUGGCUAGCGGCUGUCGCCCCUUCAGCUCCCUGUCUGGCCGCUGCAGCCCCUUGACCUACGUGGCCAGCGGCUGCCGCCCCCAGAAUCCUACGUCCAGUAGCUGCCGCCCUGUGACAUUUGUUUCUAGUGGCUACGGCCCCGUGAGUUCUGUGCCCAGCAGCUGCCGACCCCUGAGUUCUGCGUCCAGCGUCUGCUACCCGCUGAGCUCUGUGUCCAGCAGCUGCCGGCCCCAAAAUCUGGUGUACAGCAGCUGCCGGCCCCAAAAUCUGGCGUCCAGCAGCUGCCGGCCCUUGAGCACCAUGUCUCUCAGCGUCCGUCCAUCCUUCGCCGUGCCGGGCUGCUGUCCGUCUCCUUGUUCCAGAGGACUGUGCUGA
Tachyglossus aculeatus (Australian echidna) is the source of this 753-nucleotide messenger RNA. RefSeq names its product keratin-associated protein 11-1-like. The record is from RefSeq and is a predicted model, not a curated record. Lineage: Eukaryota; Metazoa; Chordata; Mammalia; Monotremata; Tachyglossidae. Gene Ontology annotation, cellular component: keratin filament. The transcript has a single exon. Bases 1 to 753 code for a protein of 250 amino acids. Gene Ontology annotation, molecular function: structural molecule activity.